Molecule: messenger RNA, 1368 nt
Organism: Pelmatolapia mariae (spotted tilapia)
Lineage: Eukaryota; Metazoa; Chordata; Actinopteri; Cichliformes; Cichlidae
Gene: eevs
Product: 2-epi-5-epi-valiolone synthase
Exons: 5
Coding region: 1-1368 (455 amino acids)
Biological process (GO): antibiotic biosynthetic process
Molecular function (GO): 3-dehydroquinate synthase activity
Source: RefSeq, a predicted model, not a curated record
AUGGGAAAAGUUCAACCAGAGGAAAAAGAUACCAAAGAAAAGACAACUGAGUUUAGUUUAGUACGGGUCAAAAGUACAUGGAAGUGUCAACUGGGAAAAAAGAUCAAUAAGGACAGAGUGGACAGUGUCUCGGCUGCAAAAAUCUGUGAGAGUGUCACAGAGAAGGGUACGACCUGGACAGUUAUCAGUCCCAUUGUCUUUACUUACAAGGUAACUGAAACUCAGGGCUUGCUGGACCCAGGCAACGACACCCUCCUUCUGGGGCACAUCAAUGACCCUCAGCAGCUAGAGGACAUUAAAAAAUCAAACAAGCCAAUCAGACGCUUUGUGGUGGUUGACCAGGCAGUCUUUCAAAUCUAUGGCUCCAAGCUAACUGAAUACUUAGAGGCCAAUGAUGUCUCUUACAAGAUCUUGGCUCUACCCACCACUGAGGAGAACAAAUCUAUGGAGACGGCCCUGAAGAUCUUAGAUGAGGUCAACAACUUCUCUCUUGACCGACGAACAGAGCCCAUCAUUGCCAUUGGUGGAGGUGUGUGCCUUGACAUAGUGGGCUUUGCUGCCUCACUCUACAGGAGGCGCACUCCUUACAUCAGAGUCCCAACCACACUGCUCUCCUACAUCGAUGCCAGCGUAGGGGCAAAGACAGGGGUUAACUUCGCAAACUGCAAGAAUAAGCUGGGUGCCUACAUUCCACCUGCUGCCACCUUCCUUGAUCUAUCAUUCAUACAGACUGUUUCCCGACGACAUAUCUCCAAUGGGCUGGCAGAGAUUUUAAAGAUGGCCUUGAUGAAGCACAGCGGCCUCUUCGAACUUCUGGAGAAACACGGCUCUAUGCUAUUGGACACUAAAUUCCAAAUUGAUAACAGUGUAUACGGGUGCGGCACCUUAAAGGCUGCAUCACAGGCAACUCGCAUAGCUAUUAUGACCAUGUUGGAGGAGCUUGCCCCAAACCUUUGGGAGGAUGACCUCGACAGACUUGUGGACUUUGGCCAUCUUAUCAGUCCAGCAUUAGAGAUGAAAGUUCUCCCGUCUCUGCUUCACGGUGAGGCAGUGAACAUAGAUAUGUCCUAUAUGGUUUAUGUGUCCGAAGAGUGUGGCCUAUUGACAGAAGAAGAGAAGCAGAGGAUCAUCAGCUGCAUGGUGAGCCUGGAGCUUCCUGUCUGGCAUCAAGAGUUUACUAUGGAGCUCAUACAGAAUUCUCUGCAGGACAGGCUGAAACAUUCUGGCGGCCUGGUCAGAAUGCCUCUCCCUGUUGGUCUCGGGGAAGCAGAAAUUUUUAAUAACACAUCAUAUGAGAUCCUGCACAGAGCUUACGAAAAAUGGUGCGAGGAACUGAGCGCCGCUUCUGAGAGCAACUGUGACCCUUAA